AUGGAGUCUAAGCAGACGGACCUUUGGGUCGUGCUGUUUGUCACUUUUGCUGCUGCGACUAUUAUUACUAUCCUUCGGUUAUUGAGUCGUCGGCUCAAGAGAAUUCCUUUGUCUUGGGAUGAUUACUUUGCUCUUUGUGGAUAUGCGAUUUCUGUUGGUUGGAUCAUUAUUAUUCCCUACUGGGUCAAUCAUGGUCUUGGACUACAUAUUACGGAUGUCGUGGAAAUGAGGAAAAUCACAUUGGAAGAUGCAUUGUAUCAAUCGAAACUUCUGCUCUUCAUCGCCGAGCUCUUCUACGCCUUCGGUCUCUUCUUCGCCAAAGUCUCGAUUCUCAGUCUCUACUGGCGCAUGUUCCGGGUCAGCAAUAUCCGACUCCCGAUUCAAAUCCUCUUCGGAUGCGCCAUCGUCUGGAUCAUCUUCCGAAUCUUUAUGGGUAUCUUCCACUGUGUUCCCGUCGAUGCGUUCUGGGAUUCCAAGGCAGGCGGCUACUGCGCCAUCGAGGAUAAGAAGUUCUUCUUUGGCACGACGCUGGUCCACGCUGCCAUUGACAUUGCUAUCUUGAUCCUGCCAAUGUGGCAGAUUGGCAAAUUGCAGCUACCUAUGAUUCAGAAAGCUGGUAUCAUGGUCAUGUUUACCUUUGGCUUCUUCAUUUGCGCCGCCGCUAUCCGACUUAUCGUCGCUGCUCGCGUUUUUAAUGACAAGUCCGCCGAUUUGACUUGGAAUAUUUGCGACAUUGUCAUCUGGGCAACGGUCGAGGUCAAUCUGAUCAACGUUUCCGCUUCACUGCCCACGAUUCGACCCGCGUGCACGUACAUCUUCACCUGCACGCAUCCCCGAACCCGAACCGGCGCCAGCUCAGGAAGCUACCCCAACAGCUACGGCCGCAGUCAAACCAAGCAGUCCAUCCGUCUCGACACCAUCAACAAAUCCACACCCAACGACGAAUCUUCCUCAACACACCAACUCGCCGAAUCCGACGACGGCGGCGGUCGGGGCUCAGUGUCAGACUUUGAGAGCCACGCCAUCGACCGGUUCAGACCAGCGGGCAACAAGUACACAUCUACAGUCACGGGUCAAAGUCCAGGCACUGGAGAAUUCGGCGCAAACUUUGGUGGCAUUCUUGUCAAGAAUGAGACGACGGUUCACGUUUCCAAACACUGA
Molecule: messenger RNA, 1161 nt
Organism: Fusarium mangiferae
Lineage: Eukaryota; Fungi; Ascomycota; Sordariomycetes; Hypocreales; Nectriaceae
Exons: 6
Coding region: 1-1161 (386 amino acids)
Source: RefSeq, a predicted model, not a curated record